AUGAUUCGCUCUGUUCUUAUUCUUCUCGCUCUUUUCGCUGUUACUUUUGCUCAAUGGGGUAAGUUCCAUAACUUCUUUUCCAUUCUGUGCAUUACUUUUUAUCGUGUUCCUUCAGGAUAUGGUGGUGGUCCGAUGAUGGGCGGCAUGGGACCCGGAAUGAUGGGCGGCAUGGGACCCGGAAUGAUGGGAGGAGGCUACGGAAUGGGAAUGCCGUCUCCGAUGAUGGGCGGAUACGGUGGAUACGGAGGAAUGGGAAUGUACCGUCCCGGACUUCUCGGAAUGCUCCUGGGCUGA
Molecule: messenger RNA, 294 nt
Organism: Caenorhabditis sp. 36 PRJEB53466
Lineage: Eukaryota; Metazoa; Nematoda; Chromadorea; Rhabditida; Rhabditidae
Source: the annotation of a GenBank genome assembly